Messenger RNA from Talaromyces marneffei, 2490 nucleotides. RefSeq lists its product as uncharacterized. The record is from RefSeq and is a predicted model, not a curated record. The transcript has 3 exons. The coding region runs from base 1 to 2490 and encodes 829 amino acids. NCBI's taxonomy places the organism in Eukaryota, Fungi, Ascomycota, Eurotiomycetes, Eurotiales, Trichocomaceae.
AUGGCUGCAAGUGGAAAAAUUCCUCACGAUUUGUGGCCAGAAAUCAAUCGCGCUGCAGUCUAUCUUUUCAAUCGCACCCCAAGGUACGAAUCGAACUGGAAAACGCCAUACGAGGUUUUUCACACCUAUCUUGCGCUUCAAAAUGGCAAAGUUUUUGAAGAUAUGAAGCCAAAUCAAGCACAUCUGAGAGUCUACGGUUGCAAGGCCUAUUCGCUUACAACAAAAUAUAUGAAGAAAGAAAAGAGGCUUCAAAGAUAUCACCCCAAGGCCUGGAUAGGCUAUCUAGUUGGAUAUGACUCUACGAAUAUCUUCCGGAUAUGGAACCCGAAACUAGGAGUCGUCGUCAGUGCGCGUGACGUUAUUUUCAACGAAGAUGAAGUUUUUGAUGGAAAUUUGGAUAAGCUUCGCAAUGACCUUGCUACCACUACAAUUGAUGAGAUUGCUGAAUUACUUAAUAGUGUCCAUAUUCAAAAUGAUAAGCUUCAAAGUGCUACGGUUGGAGGACCUUCCUGGACGCAGGAAGACGAGCCCAACUCGUAUAACAAUGAAGAGAGCCUCGAGCCCCGGUUAACCACUGGAGAUGCCCAAAAUGAGGAUAUCAACCUACGGGUUGAAGGAAGAGGACCACCCGGUGCGCCGUCUGCAGCGGAUAUCGACGCCGAAGUCCCCUUCCAAGAUAGAGCUCCCGAAUCAGGUCAGAGCCUAUCUCAUGCUCCCGCUACAGGUUUGAGCCAAAAUGAAGCUCCCGCUACAGGUCAGAGCGUAUAUAGAGCUCCCGAAUCAGGUCAGAGCCUAUCUCCAGCUCCCGCUACAGGUCAGAGCACAAAUCUCGCUCCCGAAUCAGGUCAGAGCUUAGAGAAGGAUAUUAUUUAUCCAACACCACCGGACUCACCUCCGGCGGUGCUUAUGAGCGCUACGAUACAGAAUCCGGUUAAAGAUGAAUUGAAUAGAAUCAAUUAUCUUGAUUCGGGCUGUAGAGAAGCCGUUGCGUGGGAAGCAGCGUUUACCGCAGGCACCUCUCACAAGAUAUACGGAUCACUUAAUGGAAAGCCCUUCAACCGUUCAUCCUUGAGACGUGCCUUACGCUCGACAACUGGCUUACAGUCUUUCUUUAUGGGUAAGAGGCCUGCAGCUAGUGCGCGUAUAAAGGACGUUCUGGAAAGCGGAAAGGAGCUCAUUAAUUUACACCGGAAUAUGUUACCCGCGCCUCCAAAGGGGCAUGGAGAGUUAAAAACUCAUGAACUUGGAGCACUAUUCUCAGAGGCUGAGAAGGAACACUUACGCAGCCACCAACCCACCAAAUCGUGGUCAAAGGUGCCAUAUUCUUAUGCAAAGGAAGGCAGGCUCCUUAAGUGCAAGGCGCGCCUAGUCGUACGUGGGGAUCAACAAGUUGGCCUCAACCAAGGUGAUACGUACGCUGCAACGCUUGCUGCAAGGUCAUUCCGCACCUUUAUGGCUAUCGCCGCUCGCUUCGAUUUGGAAAUGGCUCAAUAUGAUGCCGUGAAUGCCUUCGUUCAUGCCCCGAUUCAAGAAACGGAAUACACCAUUACUGGAGGAGAAGAGCUCCAAUGGUUUUUAGGAAUCCGCGUUAUAAGAGACCGCGAGAAGAAGCUCAUAUGGCUAAGUCAAGCUUCAUAUAUUGAUAAGAUUGCAAAGCUUGCUGACACGUUCCCAAUUCAUGAUACACCAAUGGCAAAAGAUGAGCUUCUUCCCUAUACAGGACGAGCAAGUCAUGCUACUAUUCACAGUUAUCAACGCAAAGUCGGAUCUCUAAUGUACGCCGCCGUCAGUACGCGCCUCGAUAUUGCCUUCGCCGUAUCCCGGUUAUCUCGUUUCCUCACAAACCCGUCACCUACACACCACCGAGCCGCAGACCGAGUAUUGUUAUAUCUCCAAAGCUACCGGCACCUUGCUCUUCAACUCGGGGGUGGGGAUGGAUUCGUGGUUGCUAGUGACGCCUCAUUCGCCGAUAAUACCCUCGAUCGCAAGAGCUCUCAGGCGUACGUGAUGACGCUGUAUGGAGGAAUAACAGGGUGGCAAGCGAAUAAACAAAAUACGGUUACAACAUCAACUACAGAGGCAGAAUUGUUAGCGCUAUCUCAGGCAGCAAAAGAAGGCAUGUACGUUAUGCACCUACUGAAGGAAUUGGACGUCAAAUUGGAGACCCCCCGACUGCAUCUCGAAUGCGAUAAUAAGCAGACAAUAAGCCUCAUUGAGAAGGAUAUCGUCACCCUGAAAACGAAGCUUCGCCACGUGGAUAUUCACCACCACUGGCUACGGGAACAAUUCCAGGAAGGACGCGUAGAGCUCACCUACGUGCCUACAAAGAAGAUGAUUGCAAAUGGCCUCACAAAGGCGCUACCGAAAGGAGAAUUUGACGCGUUUUUGGAGCAGAUAAAGAUGACUGAUAUAUCAAGAUAUCUCCACGAGCAAAAGGAGGAUACGCAGGAAGUUGAUAUGGGCACCGUGCUCAAUUGCUUGCAGAUAUGA